AUGUUAACUUGCAGAACGGACUCCCUCCUACUACCCUUCACAAAAACUACUUUUGCCAGACUCGCUCCACUGUCCGCGAGACUUGCGGCAAACGACGAGAGCAAAGUGCAGGCAACUGAAGAAGCAGGUGCAAUCCUGAAAAGCGAACAAAUCUUUGAAACUGACAUUGGUGAACUGGACAACCGAUCGUCUCCGAGCGGCACCAAACUGAACACAGAUAUAAAUAGAUUCACAAAUUGUGUAGUCCAGUUAUACGAUAUAUUCAAGAAACCCAUCAAAGCUGUACUAGAUCAGAAUCCACGUGUGAGAACCCCCACUGUUGCCAAGCCUUACUCUUGUGACUUAUGCCAUUAUAAAACUGUACGUAAAGAUAACUUGUUGAGGCACACAAAAUCCCACACUGGUGUAAAGCCGUUUUCCUGUGAUAUAUGUAAUUACAAAUGUGCACAAAAAUCUCAUUUAUUACAGCACAUUAAAACCCACACUGGUGAAAAGCCCUUUUCCUGUGAGAUAUGUAAUUACAAAUCUGCACUAAAAUGUACUUUAUUACGGCAUAUUAAAACCCACACUGGUGUAAAGCCAUUUUUCUGUGACCUAUGUAAUUACAAAUGUGCACAAAAAUCUCAUUUAUUACUGCACAUUAAAACCCACACUGGUGAAAAACCAUUUUCCUGUGACCUAUGUAAUUACAAAUGUGCACAAAAAUCUCAUUUAUUACAUCACAUUAAAACCCACACUGGUGAAAAGCCAUUUUCCUGUGAAAUAUGCAAUAAUAAAUAUGCACUAAAAAGUAAUUUAUUAAGACACAAGAUUACCCACACUGGUGAAAAGCCAUUAUCCUGUGAGAUAUGUAAUUACAAAUGUGCGCUAAAAGAUAAUUUAUUAAGACAUAUGAGAACCCACACUGGUGUAAAGCCAUUUUCCUGUGAAAUAUGCAAUAAUAAAUUUGCACAAAAAAGUAAUUUAUUAAGACACACGAUUACCCACACUGGUGAAAAGCCAUUUUCCUGUGAGAUAUGUAAUUACAAAUGUGCGCUAAAAGGUAGUUUAUUAAAACAUAUGAGAACCCAUAAAAAUAAGUGUAAGAAAUAAUAGUUAUGUAUGUCCAUGUGUGUGUUAGAUGUGCAUGUAGGCGUUCUCGGCAAAGGACAAUGUUCAGCGCCACACACUUGCAGGUUAAUGUCCAAAUAUUUUGAUUUUUUGUGUGCAAAGCCUGAGCUGUGGUAGAUGACUACUAAGCGAUAAAGCCGCCUUUUGUACCUACCUACUAAACCUACUGCUUCAACGGUUACGUUACCUACUGCUUAGGCAGGUAGAAAUGAAAGCGGUCACAGAUCUUUAAAAUCUUAAUUACAACAGCUAGAGAAUUGAAAAAACUGAUUCAAGAUAGAAAAAUUUGAAAAAUCCGAAAAAAAAAAAUGUUUCUGGUCACUCUAGGUGAUUACCCAACUACUUAAAUUACCACCUAAUUAUUCAAAUAGGUUUUAGAUAAUUAGGUUUUGUAUUUACCAUUUGCAUUUUAUUCAUUGAUUACAGAAUACCCUAAAUACAUAUCCUGUACGGCACUAAAUAUGACGCUUAGCGCAUUGUAAGGUUCAGGCCAGUGUGGAAGUAAAACGUCGUAGUGCACAAUAACAAAUUCACUAUUUAUUCACUUUUCUUAACUUAGUAACACUUUAUAGUAAUCACCCCAAAAUCUCAAGACUGAAUGCCCGACUCGACCGCAGUCGUCGUACCCCCCUACCGACCUUUUCCCCCGGCUGGUCGGCCGUGAUUGGUCGACGUUUGCGAUUGCUCGAGCUCACUGAUUGUUUGACAUCAAUUGACCAUCUUUUUAUUAAAUAAGAAUCAAAGAGAACACUUUUAAAAUUAAAAGUACAUAUAACAGUUAAUUAGUAGACAUAUAACGUGACGAGCCCAUAUGCGAGCAGCACGGAAGCUUAGUUUCAAAACCCCGCUUCUUGUAUUAAAAAUGAAUUUCCAGUAAGCUGACGGUGAACGACACGAUGGAUCUCCCCACCACCUGCAAAUAUUCGCCGCAAGGCUGUUUGUUCGUCUUUGAAAACUGUGAUCCCAUUCAUGUAAAUUAUCAUUCAUAUAAGUAAUCCUAGGACCUUUAAUUAGAACCGUUAAGCAGUAGGUUUACUACUAUUAAGUAAUUAAUACUACGUUUAGUUCAAAUCAACAGUAAAUAAAUAAGUAAAGGUCAAAAAAACUCAAUCGUCAAAAGGAAAAUCGGGUGCAAACAAAGUCUACGCUUACCACACGACCAUGCCGACUCCAGGCUUGACAAUUGCAUCAAACCUUGCGCAGGCCGCAGACUUCACUUCAUAUCUUGCUGGUGUCCAACACAGUCAUAUCUAUAUUUUAUAUCUAUACUUAUAAUAAAACUGGUCGAUUUCUAUAUUAUAUCAUUUCCU
Bicyclus anynana (squinting bush brown) is the source of this 2420-nucleotide messenger RNA. Its product is annotated as gastrula zinc finger protein XlCGF57.1-like. The coding region runs from base 1 to 1092 and encodes 363 amino acids. The record is from RefSeq and is a predicted model, not a curated record. The transcript is spliced from 2 exons. Gene Ontology annotation, molecular function: DNA-binding transcription activator activity, RNA polymerase II-specific; RNA polymerase II cis-regulatory region sequence-specific DNA binding. Gene Ontology annotation, biological process: regulation of transcription by RNA polymerase II. Gene Ontology annotation, cellular component: nucleus. NCBI's taxonomy places the organism in Eukaryota, Metazoa, Arthropoda, Insecta, Lepidoptera, Nymphalidae.